Molecule: messenger RNA, 1302 nt
Organism: Momordica charantia (bitter melon)
Lineage: Eukaryota; Viridiplantae; Streptophyta; Magnoliopsida; Cucurbitales; Cucurbitaceae
Product: epoxide hydrolase 3
Molecular function (GO): catalytic activity
Source: RefSeq, a predicted model, not a curated record
CAAGAAACUGAAACACUUGGGGCCGUUGAUAUCUACGUUUGACACGUGGUCGUCCUACCUGCAUUGCAAAGCCGACGGAAACUGUAGAGAACCUCGAAAAUCACGACGCCGGCCAUUGACAUCGAAUCCAUCCUCAGCAACAAUGAUAAACUCGCAGUUGCAGAGAUUAUCGUGAGAGAGAACGAGAGAAGCUGCCAUGGACGCGAUUGAGCACACCACCGUCAACACCAAUGGCAUCAAAAUGCACAUCGCCUCCAUCGGCACAGGCCCCGUCGUCCUUCUCCUCCACGGCUUCCCGGAGCUCUGGUACUCAUGGCGCCACCAGCUUCUGUACCUUUCCUCCGUCGGAUACCGCGCCAUCGCGCCCGAUCUCCGCGGCUACGGCGACACGGACUCGCCGGAAUCGCAUACGUCAUACUCUGCGCUCCACAUCGUCGGCGAUUUGGUUGGGGCUCUGGACGGGCUCGGGAUCGACAAGGUGUUCCUGGUAGGGCACGAUUGGGGGGCGAUAAUCGCCUGGUACUUCUGCUUGUUCAGGCCAGAUCGGAUCAAGGCGCUGGUGAAUCUCAGCGUCCAUUUCUUACCUAGGAACCCUGCGAUUUCGUUUGUCGAGGGUUUCAGAGCUGCGUAUGGCGAUGACUUCUACAUUUGCAGGUUUCAGGCUCCAGGAGAGGCAGAGCAACAUUUUACCUCGGUUGACACAGCUCUGGUUUUGAAGGCAUUGUUAAGUAAUAGAAGUACAGAUCCUCCAAAGUUGCCUAAAGAAGUUGGAUUCCGUGGGAGACCACCUCCAGAAAACCUUCCUUCUUGGCUGACAGAAGAAGACAUCAACUAUUUUGCUGCCAAAUUUAAGCACACAGGCUUUACUGGAGGAUUGAACUACUAUCGAGCUUUCGACCUAACUUGGGAGCUGACCGCGCCAUGGACGGGAGCACAGAUCCAGGUGCCGGUGAAGUUCGUCGUCGGGGAUUUGGAUAUGACCUAUCAUUUUGCAGGAGCCAAGGAAUACAUCCACAACGGCGGAUUCAAAAAGGAUGUGCCGUUUCUGGAGGAAGUGGUGGUAAUGAAAGAUACUGCUCACUUCAUCAACCAAGAAAGGCCACAGGAAAUCAGUACUCACAUCCAUGACUUCAUCAAGAAAUUCUGAACUCCAUUCUCCAUUCACAGACUUUGAAUUCAAUAAAGUAAAAUCCUUCUUUGCAUAUUUGAACAGUCAUUGAUUACGAUGUCUGUUGCCACUUUUCCUUUGGGAUACAAAAAACAGGAAUUUGUUUAUCGCAAUUUGCACAUCUUCUUUCAAUU